AUGGGCUUUCAGCCCGACCAAGGCCCAUACUCUGGGGGCCUCUCCGACCAACUUGGUUUUGGGUCGCUUGAGGGUCCUGGGCUGGGCCGCUGGCCCCAGGGCCCGUUCCCCUCACACAAUAAAUGGGAAUGGGCUAAGAGCAUCAUUGAUAAAAAUCCAUCCAAGAUGAUUCAUGCUCGUUUGAAAGGAUCGGAUACUGUUAUGCAAGCAGCUGUUACUGCGAAAUGCACUACUUUUGUAAAAAACUUGAUAACAUAUAUGAAUGAGAAAGAGAUGGAUAUGGAUAUAAGAAACAAACAUGGAGACACCGGCCUAAGCAUUGCUGCUGCUUCUGGAACGGUGGAAAUUGCCAAGUUAUUUAUGGACAUGGAAAAGAGUCACAAACUGACAAUGAUCCGUGAUAUAUAUGGCUUGAUACCACUUGGCAUGGCGGUUCAAGGUGGACACAAGGAAAUGGCACGAUAUCUUUGGGACCUCACUGAUUUGAAGAAGAGCUCGUAUUGA
Carya illinoinensis is the source of this 504-nucleotide messenger RNA. RefSeq lists its product as uncharacterized. The transcript is spliced from 2 exons. NCBI's taxonomy places the organism in Eukaryota, Viridiplantae, Streptophyta, Magnoliopsida, Fagales, Juglandaceae. Gene Ontology annotation, molecular function: protein binding. Bases 1 to 504 code for a protein of 167 amino acids. The record is from RefSeq and is a predicted model, not a curated record.